UGGACCAUUGAAGCAAUCGCAUGAACAAUUCACAUUCACAUCUCUGCUUUUCAAACUAAACGCCAAAACCCUAACGCGGUGUGUGGCUCACAAUCCCCCUCUCACUCGCCAAUUUCCUCACCCACAUUUUACAUCCAACCAUCAAACGGAGAAGCAGAGGGGCAAGGAGUUGGAAUUGUACCAGAGAAAGAAGAGGAAGAAGCUGUUUCCAUGGCGUCCACUUCCAUUUCUGCAACUGGAUUGUCCUGUUCUUCUUCUUUUCCUGGAGGAUGGGGUUUUUCCGUGGCCGGAGAGGACUACGCGCUGCUGCUGGCGGUGAAGCCGGCUGCAGUGCAAGUGAGCAUGGGGAAGGCGGUGAGGUUCCGGCCGAUGAUGAAGAACGUCAAUGAGGGUAAAGGGGUUUUUGCGCCAUUGGUUGUAGUUACUCGGAAUCUCAUCGGCAAGAAGCGCUUCAAUCAGCUUAGAGGCAAAGCAAUUGCCUUGCAUUCUCAGGUAAUCACAGAGUUUUGCAAGUCAAUUGGAGCAGAUGGAAAGCAAAGACAAGGAUUAAUCAGGCUAGCAAAGAAGAAUGGAGAAAGACUUGGAUUCCUUGCCUGAGAGAUAUCAUCUCUGCUCUUCUCCUUCUUCUUCUUCUUCUUCUUCUUCGUAUGCUCUCCUGCUUUCCAUUUGCUUCAGUUCAUCAGCUGUAAUGUUACUUUCUUAAAACUCACUCUUUAGACACAGGCAGUGCUUCAUUCUUCUGUAAUUCUGGCAAAGCAGUAAAAAGAACAAAUCAAAAUAUUCAACC
Molecule: messenger RNA, 787 nt
Organism: Cucurbita maxima (winter squash)
Lineage: Eukaryota; Viridiplantae; Streptophyta; Magnoliopsida; Cucurbitales; Cucurbitaceae
Product: protein PROTON GRADIENT REGULATION 5, chloroplastic-like
Exons: 2
Coding region: 211-597 (128 amino acids)
Biological process (GO): photosynthetic electron transport in photosystem I; response to high light intensity
Cellular component (GO): chloroplast
Molecular function (GO): electron transfer activity
Source: RefSeq, a predicted model, not a curated record